CUGAACAGGAAGCAGCAGCCUGCUCCCCUGGGGCUUCCAAGGCCUGUCUAGAGUUCCCCUUAGUCUCUGGAUCUUUGCAAAAAUCCCUGUACUCAUCUUAGCUAUCCAUCUGCAGCCCCCACGCCUGCAGUUGCAAUCAGAGGCACUCCCUGACCCAAAAAGGCAUGGCCAGACCUAGGCAUCUCCGGGGUCUGGGGAUGUGCAUUACUGCAGCGCUGGCCUCCUUCAUCGCGGGCUUUAUUGUCGGCUGGUUUAUGAAGCCUCUCAAAGAAACAACUACUUCAGCUGGUUAUCAUCAAAGUAUACAACAGAAACUCUUAUCUGAAAUGAAAGCUGAGAACAUUAGAUCAUUUCUUCGUUCCUUUACAAAACUUCCCCAUCUGGCAGGAACAGAACAAAAUUUACUGCUUGCCAAGAAAAUCCAAACACAGUGGAAGAAAUUUGGAUUAGAUUCAGCCAACCUGGUUCAUUAUGAUGUUCUCUUGUCUUACCCAAAUGAGACGAAUGCAAACUAUAUAUCCAUUGUGGAUGAACAUGGAACUGAGAUUUUUAAAACAUCAUACCUUGAACCACCACCAGAUGGAUAUGAGAAUGUUACAAACAUCGUACCACCAUAUAACGCAUUUUCAGCCCGUGGUAUGCCAGAGGGAGAGCUUGUGUACGUCAACUAUGCCAGAACUGAGGACUUCUUCAAACUAGAAAGAGAGAUGAACAUCAACUGCACUGGCAAGAUUGUUAUUGCAAGAUAUGGGAAAAUCUUUAGAGGAAACAAAGUCAAAAAUGCCAUGCUAGCUGGAGCCAUGGGAAUCAUUCUAUACUCUGAUCCAGCUGACUACUUUGCCCCUGAUGUACAGCCAUAUCCCAAAGGAUGGAACCUUCCUGGAGCUGCAGCCCAGAGAGGAAAUGUUUUAAAUCUGAACGGGGCCGGUGACCCACUCACUCCAGGCUAUCCAGCUAAAGAAUACACCUUCAGACUUCCUGUUGAAGAAGGAGUGGGGAUUCCAAACAUAGCUGUACAUCCAAUUGGAUAUAAUGAUGCAGAGAGACUAUUACGCAACUUGGGAGGAACUGCUCCACCAGACAAAAGCUGGAAGGGAAGUCUAAAUGUUAGUUACAAUAUCGGGCCUGGCUUUACAGGAAGUGAAUAUUCCAGGAAAGUUAGAAUGCAUGUUAAUAACAUUAACAAAAUCACAAGAAUUUACAAUGUAAUUGGAACUAUCAGAGGGUCUACAGAGCCUGACAGGUAUGUCAUUCUCGGAGGUCACCGUGACUCCUGGGUGUUUGGAGGGAUUGACCCUACCACUGGGACAGCAGUUUUGCAAGAGAUUGCACAAAGUUUUGGGAAACUGGUGAAUGGAGGCUGGAGACCUAGGAGAACUAUCAUUUUUGCCAGCUGGGAUGCAGAGGAAUUUGGGCUGCUGGGUUCAACUGAAUGGGCUGAAGAGAAUGCAAAGAUCCUACAGGAGAGAAGCAUUGCUUACGUCAACUCAGAUUCAGCUAUAGAAGGUAAUUACACUCUCCGAGUCGACUGUACGCCUCUUCUCCACCAGCUGGUGUAUAAAGUGGCAAGAGAGAUCUCCAGUCCUGAUGAUGGUUUUGAAGGUAAAUCACUUUAUGAAAGCUGGCUGGAAAAAGACCCUUCACCUGAAAAUAAAGAAUGUCCUAGAAUCAAUAAGCUGGGAUCUGGGAGUGAUUUUGAGGCUUACUUUCAAAGACUUGGAAUUGCUUCAGGCAGAGCUCGCUACACUAAGAACAAGAAAACAGAUAAAUACAGUAGCUAUCCUGUAUACCAUACCAUCUAUGAGACGUUUGAAUUAGUACAGAACUUUUAUGACCCCACAUUUAAAAAGCACCUUUCUGUGGCUCAGUUACGAGGAGCAUUGGUUUAUGAGCUUGCAGACUCUGUAGUCAUUCCUUUCAACAUUCCAGACUAUGCAAAAGCCUUGAAAAACUAUGCAGAAAGUAUCUUCAACUUAUCCAAGAAACAUGAUCAGCAACUGAGAAACUAUGGAGUGUCAUUUGAUCCCUUAUUUUCUGCUGUGAAAAACUUUUCAGAGGCUGCUUCAGACUUUCACAGAAGACUUACACAAGUUGAUCUUAAUAAUCCUAUUGCAGUAAGAAUUAUGAAUGACCAGCAGAUGCUUCUUGAAAGAGCAUUCAUAGAUCCUCUUGGUUUACCUGGGAGGCAGUUCUACCGGCACAUCAUCUUUGCUCCAAGCAGCCACAACAAAUAUGCCGGAGAAUCAUUCCCUGGGAUUUAUGAUGCCAUGUUUGAUAUUGAAAAUAAGGCAGACCCUCACUCGGCCUGGGCAGAAGUGAAGAAACACAUUUCUAUUGCAGCUUUCACAAUUCAAGCAGCAGCAGGGACACUGACAGAUGUGUUAUAGGAAGGUUUCUGUCAAGUAGCUUCAUCACUAUAAAAGUAUUGCUUAGUGUCUGAGAGUGAAACUGUUGGAGAGUGGGUCUUGGCCAAAUGGAUUCCCUGCUAAAGGUGCUGAGAAUCUGAAGAAAAAAAAAGCGCCUUUUUCUUUUACAAUUUACGAAGCCAGACAAUCCUAAAACUGUGAUUGUCAUGACAUGUUUUGUCCUUCUACCUUAUUUAUCUGUAAAGAGGGUUUUUUAACUCUUAUAUGCAUAUCCAGUAAAAGUAAAACAGGAAGCAAACCCAAAGCUCAUAGGCAGAUGAUUGGACUCACUGUGGUAUAUAUAUAUAUAUACAUGCAUGCAUUCUCAUAUCAAGUAAGCUUGGUUCUUUACUUCACCAAAUAAUUGAAAAUAAAGUUAUUUAAUUUAC
This is a messenger RNA of Grammomys surdaster, 2794 nucleotides long. RefSeq names its product N-acetylated alpha-linked acidic dipeptidase 2 (gene Naalad2). Bases 165 to 2387 code for a protein of 740 amino acids. The record is from RefSeq and is a predicted model, not a curated record. The transcript is spliced from 19 exons. Gene Ontology annotation, molecular function: carboxypeptidase activity. NCBI's taxonomy places the organism in Eukaryota, Metazoa, Chordata, Mammalia, Rodentia, Muridae.